Messenger RNA from Halteromyces radiatus, 958 nucleotides. Its product is annotated as 60S ribosomal protein L1-B. Gene Ontology annotation, molecular function: structural constituent of ribosome; RNA binding. The record is from RefSeq and is a predicted model, not a curated record. The coding region runs from base 114 to 764 and encodes 216 amino acids. The transcript has 3 exons. Gene Ontology annotation, biological process: translation. NCBI's taxonomy places the organism in Eukaryota, Fungi, Mucoromycota, Mucoromycetes, Mucorales, Cunninghamellaceae. Gene Ontology annotation, cellular component: large ribosomal subunit.
GCCGAACUUAAGGUGUUGAUAGUGACGUUUUCAACUCCAGUCGAACAAAACUGUAAGAUUUUUUUCUUUUCUCUUUUUUCUUUUUUCUUUCCCCUCAACAAUAUUCAUUUGCAAUGAGUAAGGUGUCAGCUGCUGCCGUUAGAACUGCCAUCAACGAAAUCCAAAAGGGUUCCGAAGAAAAGAAACGUAACUUUGUGGAAACCAUUGAACUUCAAGUUGGUUUGAAGAACUAUGAUCCUCAACGUGACAAGCGUUUCUCUGGUACUAUCAAGUUACCUCAUGUUGCUCGUCCUAAUAUGACUGUCUGUAUUCUUGGUGAUGCUUUCCAUUGUGAUCAAGCUAAGGCUGCUGGUAUGGAAUUCCAAUCUGUUGAUGAUUUGAAGAAACUCAACAAGAAUAAGAAACUUAUCAAGAAACUUGCAAAGAAGUAUGAUGCUUUCCUUGCCUCUGAAGCCUUGAUUAAGCAAAUUCCUCGUCUUUUGGGUCCCGGUCUUCACAAAGUUGGUAAAUUCCCCUUACCUGUGUCUCAUUCCGAUUCUUUGGUGGACAAGGCCAAUGAAAUUCGUGCUACCAUCAAAUUCCAAUUGAAGAAGGUACUCUGUUUGGCUGUUGCUGUGGGUCACUUGAACAUGACUGAAGAUCAAUUGAUUGCAAAUAUCAUGUUGGCUGUCAACUUUUUGGUAUCUUUACUUAAGAAACAUUGGCAAAACGUCAAGUCUUUGUACUUGAAGUCUACCAUGGGCAAACCUCAUCGCUUAUUCUAGUUUUAAUUUAGUUUAGUGAAUGAUUUCUCUCUUUUUAAGUCUCUGUGUAAUUUUUUUUUUUUAUUCUAACGGUGUACCAAGGUUUUGGACAUGGGUGCCUUUAUCAUUGGGAGCGUAGAUACUUAUUUUGAAAUUAUCAUUGCUCAUGAAAUUAGUAAUAAAAAAAAAUAAUACUUUUUUUUUUAUUGUUUAAA